Messenger RNA from Dovyalis caffra, 1170 nucleotides. NCBI's taxonomy places the organism in Eukaryota, Viridiplantae, Streptophyta, Magnoliopsida, Malpighiales, Salicaceae. The record is from the annotation of a GenBank genome assembly.
AUGGCGUCCUCCUCAAUUAGACCAUCAUCAUCUCUGACUUGUUCUUCAUUCAGGUUCUGUAACAGAACCAAUACUUGUGCUGCUUGUCGUUUGCCUCUGAAUCCUUCUCCUCGCAGAUUCGCUUAUCUUGCCAGUGCUGUUCCGCAAUCACAUUUCUUCGGUUUGAAAGCUUCGUCUAAGAUUUGGAGAGGAGAGGGUAGAACCUUUGCAGCUGGAAAUAUGGCACAAGCCAGCACAGCUGCAACCCAAGAGAGUUUGUUGGAGUGGGUAAAAAAGGACAAGCGUAGAAUGCUACAUGUUGUUUAUCGCGUUGGGGAUUUGGACAGGACUAUAAAGUUCUACACUGAGUGUCUGGGAAUGAAGCUGCUGAGGAAACGUGACAUACCUGAGGAGAGAUAUACAAAUGCCUUUCUUGGAUAUGGACCCGAAGAUUCUCACUUCGUCAUAGAACUCACUUACAACUAUGGAGUUGACAGCUAUGAUAUUGGAUCUGGAUUUGGACAUUUUGGCAUUGCAGUUGAGGAUGUUGCCAAGACUGUUGAACUCAUAAAGGCCAAGGGUGGCAAAGUGACCAGAGAACCUGGUCCUGUUAAAGGCGGUAAUACAGUUAUCGCUUUUAUUGAGGAUCCUGAUGGUUAUAAAUUUGAACUGUUGGAAAGGGGACCUACCCCUGAGCCACUCUGUCAGGUCAUGCUUCGUGUUGGUGAUCUUGAUCGUUCUAUAAAUUUUUACAAGAAAGCUUUUGGCAUGGAGCUUCUUCGCAAACGAGAUAAUCCAGAGUACAAGUAUACAAUAGCCAUGAUGGGUUAUGGUCCUGAAGAAAAAAAUUGUGUGCUGGAGUUGACAUACAACUACGGGGUUACUGAAUAUGACAAAGGAAAUGCAUAUGCUCAGAUUGCGAUAGGCACCAAUGAUGUCUAUAGAACUGCAGAAGCAGUUAAAUUUUUUGGUGGGAAAGUUACCCGGGAGCCUGGACCGUUACCUGGUAUCAGCACCAAGAUUACUGCAUGCUUGGAUCCAGAUGGUUGGAAGACGGUUUUUGUAGAUAACAUUGACUUUCUCAAGGAAUUGGAGGAUCAUAGCAAUAAACCCAUUGGUGGUAGCUUUGCAGUAGCUUUCCCCAUUUUGUUUGAUUCAAAGAGAGAUUCUUUGCAAAAUACUUAUGUCUGA